AUGAAUAAACGUGUUAGAAAUAUAUUAAAAAAAUGUGACACGUGUCAAAGAGUAAAGUAUCUUAAUAAAAAUAUCGAGGGUGAUUAUGGUCAUGUAUCAAGUGAGAGUCGAGGUGAUUUAGUAACAGUGGAUUAUUAUGGAUCAUUACCCAAAUCACGAGUAAAAAAUAAUUUAACACGAGGGUAUAAAGUCAGGGGAUUGAAACAAAAAAAUAAUAAACUUGAAGAUAUAGAAAUUGAAGAUUUAGUACCUAUACGUGUGCCACAUAUAUCAAACCUCAGUGAUGGAUUGGAUGAAACUUGGCAAGCAAAUCUUGUUGAUAUGCAAGCUUAUACGUCUGUUAACCGAAACUAUAAAUAUUUUCUUACAAUUAUUGAUAUAUUUUCGAAAUUUGCAUGGGCUAUACCAAGAAAAUCAAAAACUGGGAAAGAUGUUACAGCAGCGAUGAAAUCUGUGCUUGAUGGACGUAUACCACAAAAAUUACAUAUUGGUGAUAAAGUUCGAAUUAGUAAAUAUAAAACUGUUUUUGAAAAAGGUUAUACACCAAACUUCACAACAGAAAUAUUUACAAUCAAGGAAGUGAAAUAUACAGAUCCAGUGACAUAUAAACUCAUAGAUUAUAAAAAUAAUCCGAUUGAAGGAGGAUUCUACGAAGAAGAGUUAACUGAAGUUAAAUAUCCUGAUAUUUAUUUAGUUGAAAAAAUUGUGAAAAAACGUGGCGAUAAGUUAUAUGUAAAAUGGUUAAGUUUUGACGAUACACAUAAUAGUUGGAUAAAUAAAUCAGAUCUGUAA
Molecule: messenger RNA, 792 nt
Organism: Aphidius gifuensis
Lineage: Eukaryota; Metazoa; Arthropoda; Insecta; Hymenoptera; Braconidae
Exons: 4
Coding region: 1-792 (263 amino acids)
Molecular function (GO): nucleic acid binding
Source: RefSeq, a predicted model, not a curated record